CUAGUCUUUCCUCGUCAUCUCCAGGAUCUCAUCUCUGAAUUAAAAGAUUGAAAAAAAAGUGAAGCUUCAUCCAAUGAAUCCAGCUCCUAUCUCUUACUUUCUCCUGCAUAUAUCCAAGCUUUCUUUACUUGCACUACUCAUCUGCAUGCCAGCAACGCCUCGUAUCGACUAGCCGUACGUAGCAGCGAGCGCCGCAAUGAAUAACGCGUUCGACCAUGGCCAUGGUGGCCACGGCGGCGGAGGAAGAGCAGAGCAAGGCCAACAAGGCGCUGAUAGCACGCUACUGUGCUACUUCCAUCCAAGGGAGCUCCUGGUGGGCGUGUGCGCCCACUGCCUCCGAGAGCGCCUCCUCCUCCUGCUCGCCUCCAAGCAGGAGGGUGGUGGCCGCGCGCGAGUGCCGGCCGACGGCGCGAGCUACCUGUCGGCACGUCCCUACUCCAGGGCGGUCCGCCGCGUGAGGACCGGCAGCAUCGUCUCCGUCUUCGCGUUCGGCUCCUCCUUGAUCCACCGUCUCGACUCCUCCUCUCGCCACCACACCCACGAUGUCUUGCAAGGCGACGGCGGCGACAAGGUUAACCCGGACGCCGACGCCGACGCUGACGACGCCGCCUCCGUUGCGAGCCUCGACGAUUCUUUCAUAUCGAUCAAGUUCGAGGACAACGGCAAGGCGACGUGGAUGGACACCCAGAAUCAGAAGGCUCCGGCUGGCGGUGAAGCCGACGCCAAGAGCGCGGACAAGGCGCCGGCGGCAUCCUCGGCGACGACGGCGGUGGUAGAGCACGCAAGGCGGGGCGGCGUGGGCGUGACGAGGUGGCGGAAGCAGGUGGUGGGGCGGCUGCUGCAGCUGACACGGUGGAAGAGAGCGUCGACCGGCGGCAAGCAGGCGUCGUCCUCGGCUGCGACGGCGUGCUACGUGGCGGACCAGCAGCGAUCAAAAGGGCGGGGCAGCCGGAGCUGGAUCCGGAGCCUCACGCGGCGGCGCGCCGCCCACGGCGAGAAGGCGUGGUCGUGAGCCUCCCCUCCGAUCAGACCUAGCUUGAUCCACCUACCUACACAAGGCACGUGCCCCUGUUUGUGCAUACGUCCCCAGAGGCCAGAUCCAUGCAUCAUCCACACAGCAAUCAUACAUUACUCCUAUAGAGCAAAAAGAAAAGUGAAAGAAUGCAGCUUCCUGAAGAUCUUGUUUCUUGUGGUGUCCGUUCCCAAGAUCUCGCUCGUGAGUUUUCUGACAAAAUAACAAAACUUGAUUUGUA
Messenger RNA from Lolium rigidum, 1253 nucleotides. RefSeq lists its product as uncharacterized. The record is from RefSeq and is a predicted model, not a curated record. The coding region runs from base 197 to 1012 and encodes 271 amino acids. The transcript is spliced from 2 exons. NCBI's taxonomy places the organism in Eukaryota, Viridiplantae, Streptophyta, Magnoliopsida, Poales, Poaceae.